CCUUUUUCUGGGUCGUUUUCCGGAAUUUUCCCCUUUUGGAUCGGAUGGCCAAGACGGGCGCUCUGGAUGAGAUUUCGGCGGAGCUGCGGGCGCACUGCCCACAAUGCCAGGAGAUGUUCUCGGACCCCCGAGUCCUGCCCUGCCUGCAUACGCUCUGCAUGGACUGCCUGAGCAAGCUGGAGCCCUUCACCACCCUGGAGAGGGGGCAGAAGCUGAGGAGCCUCCUGUGCCCGCUGUGUGAUUGCGAGGUGGCGCUGCCAGCGGGGGGCGUGCAGGAGUUCUUGCCCGACAUGCUGGCGCAGACCGAGGUGCUGCGUGUGCGGCUGCGGAGCGGGGGGCACCAGAUGCCGUGUGACCUCUGCGCGGACGGGAAGGGCGAGAGACGGUGCCAGGAGUGCAAGAUGAACAUGUACGAGGCACACAGAAGAUAGCAGAGAACGGCGGCUCAUGGCUUGCAGCUCCUCAGGGAUCUUCCUCCGGGCUCCUCCCUCUCUCCGCCCCCGUACUGUUCUCUCCACCCAUUGGAGGAGCUGCGCUUGUUCUGCGAGGCCUGUGCGGUUCCCUCGUGCCGGGACUGCGCGCUCCUCAGGCACCGGGGCCACGAGCUGGGCCCCGUGGGGGAGGCGGCCGUGAAGCACAAGGAGCAGCUUCGAGGAGCCUUACUGAAGUCGGAUCCGCAGCUGGAGGACCUGGAGAAGACGCUGCACGCCGUGCGCAGGGCGGGGGAGGAGCUGAGGCAGAGGGCGGAUACCCUGCGGAAGGAGGUGGAGCUCUUCACCGAGGGGUACAUACAGGCGAUCCAGGAGCACAAGCUCCGCCUCCUGCGUGACCUCGACGACGAAGUGCGUCGGAAGGAGCAGGCCCUGAACCUGCAGAGGGCCCGGGCCCACCAGCAGCUUUCAGACCUCCGCACUGCCGCCACCUUCACCCGGGGCCUCCUGCACUGCGGGCCCGACCUCCACAUCGUGCGCGCCAAGGCCCUGGCGCUGGGCCGCCUCGGGGACCUCAGUCACGGGGACCGCAGCGGGGCGGAGCAGGUGGAGCCCGUCAGCGUCCGAUUCAAUCCGCAGGAAGAGGCGGGGCUGUGCCGGGGCUACCAGGUGUACGGGACGGUGCAGAGGGGAGGGAUCGACCCCGAGAGGUGCGAGGUCAAAGGGCAAGGUGAGAUUUCAGAGCGGACAGUUACCAACCAAUCAGAUUCUUCGUAUAAAGUCCAAUGGCUGCUUCCUGUCCUCCACGCCAGUGCUCUGUGCUGGCGGAGCUCAGUGACAGCCACGCCCCUCAUUACAGCCAUCAUAGGGGGGCCCCCCCAUUCUCUGAGCAGCUUCACCGUCAUCUGUAAGAACAAGGCCGAGGAGCCGCGGGAAGAGCCGAGAGUCACCAUACUACACCGGGAGUCCGGCAGAGCUCUCCAACCCUCCCUCCAGGACAACCAUGACGGAACCUACCAGAUCUCCUACACCCCCUCGGAGGCGGGGCAGCUGGCGGUCAGCGUGUGCGUAAAGGGCCGUCACAUCAAGGUGAGACAACGGUGUCCCGGGAUCUACCAUUGCUGUACGUUCUGCUCCAGUGGAGGUCAGAAGGACGCCCGCUGCGGAUGUGGAGGCUCCAUGCCUGGUAAGUGGGGGGGGAGGUCUCUGCGGGGGUGUUACGAGGUCUCCGGUGUGUUACAUUUGGUGUUCUCGCUCUCUCAUACUGGUCGCUGGAAGUUCUACACGGCGGCUCAUGGCAGAGAACUCUCUGCGGAUCUGAAACAUAAAGAUGGCCGCCGAGGCUAUAAGAAGAUCGCCGAGACCCUGAAACUGAGCCGCGGCACGGUGGCCAAGACCAUACAGCCGGUGUAA
Nanorana parkeri is the source of this 1844-nucleotide messenger RNA. RefSeq names its product tripartite motif containing 45 (gene TRIM45). Gene Ontology annotation, biological process: positive regulation of DNA-templated transcription. Gene Ontology annotation, cellular component: chromatin; nucleoplasm. The transcript has 7 exons. The record is from RefSeq and is a predicted model, not a curated record. NCBI's taxonomy places the organism in Eukaryota, Metazoa, Chordata, Amphibia, Anura, Dicroglossidae. Gene Ontology annotation, molecular function: protein binding; zinc ion binding; ubiquitin-protein transferase activity.